Lachancea meyersii CBS 8951 is the source of this 1491-nucleotide messenger RNA. Lineage: Eukaryota; Fungi; Ascomycota; Saccharomycetes; Saccharomycetales; Saccharomycetaceae. The record is from the annotation of a GenBank genome assembly.
AUGAACAACUUGGAUAACAUGGACAGCACGCACAACACGCACAAUAUCAAUAAGAUCCAGUACCCACACGGGCUAAGCAGCGCGACUCGAAUCUUUGACGUUUACGCGGGCGACACGCAGAUCCCGGAUCACGUGGUCGACAUCACCGAGUACGGAAAUCAUAUCAAUAUAAUGACGAGAUCUCCGUACGAAGUGACAGACGGAUACGUGGGAAGUGACAAGAACAUACGCAAGGAAGAAGAAGACAAUAAUAAUAAUGAUAAUAAUAGUAGUAAUGACCAUGAUGAUGACGACGACGAGAACGGCGAAGAAGAAGAUGAUGAUGACGACGACGACGAGCAUGACGAGAACACCGGAAAUCAUACACUGGUCAAUACCGGGUUGGGCAGCGCGAUGCCGAUGGACCACGUGACCACCCACCAGCAGCAGCACCACCACGUGACCAGCACCCUGCGGUUCCCAGUUUCGCGACUGCAGCUCGCGCAACCACUGCUCCCGUCAGCGGCCACGACCGUGGCCGCCGCCGCCGCACUCUCCAGCACCGAUAUAUGGUCUGUGCCCGUGGAAAACGCCUUUCUGGCCGCGCUCCGCAUCAUCCCCAAGAAGGGCACGGCCAAGAUCAAGCUCAAGGACCGCAAUUUCGGCCGCAACGAGCUCAUAUCGCUCUACAUUCAGCACAGGCUCGGUGAGUUCCGUGCCAAGAAACAGAUCUCAUCGCACAUCCAGGUCUGGAAGAAGUCCAUUCUCAAUAAAGUGCAGAAUGGGUCUCAGAUCACGGAGUACGAGAGCGAGCUGCUCCAGCUAAUCGAGGAUGGCGCUGCGCAAACCACCGACAACGAGCAUACGUUUCAGGCCGUUUUCAUCGAUAUUCUCGACGGUUCUUCAGCAGUGUUGCCUCUGCCGGCUUCGUCAGCUUCAGGGUCAACGUCGUCAGUGCCAUCGGUGCCGUCGGCAACGACCACAGUGGCAUCGCACGUGACCUCCGGACUACCAGUGGCUCCCGGUCACGUCGACGUUUAUGCCGGCAGCACAGUGCUGCGACCAGCGAUGCCCGAACCUGCUACGCCACUGGACUACGCGCGUAGAGUUUACGGGAACUCUCGCUCCUACAAAUGUGUUCCUGUCAACAUGCACGACUACACCUACCAGCACCUAGGAUCGCAGACAGACGGCGACGCCAACCAGCAAACAUUGCUGGCCGCGCAACAGGUAGCAGCACAGCAGCGUCAACUGAUCGACACCAUGUACACGGAACAGUUGUACGGCCCGCCAGCACCGCCAGCGGACGUUGGGCCAGAUCACGUGCACUUCCCGCGCUACGAUAUGCAUUCGUUUGUGCCGUCAACGGCAGCCAGACCACCGGAUCAGUCGUAUGCCGGUCUGCAAUCGAGGCCAGCGCGACCAUCGCAUAGCGAUCGUCAACCAGGAGCCCACAUGAACCCGACAGCGGGCGACGGCAGUUCAGACAACGGUCCGGCUGGCGACUCGUAA